Molecule: messenger RNA, 2650 nt
Organism: Polyodon spathula (Mississippi paddlefish)
Lineage: Eukaryota; Metazoa; Chordata; Actinopteri; Acipenseriformes; Polyodontidae
Product: disintegrin and metalloproteinase domain-containing protein 12-like
Exons: 21
Coding region: 140-2650 (836 amino acids)
Biological process (GO): proteolysis
Molecular function (GO): metalloendopeptidase activity
Source: RefSeq, a predicted model, not a curated record
AUAUAUUGGGGUUUUUUUUUUUUGAGUUGAUCAUAUUGCAGGAAAUCACUCACAUCCCGAAUGCCAGCUUGCUAACUGUAUAGUAUGGUCCUGCUCUUCUGAUUCCAGCUGAUGAACGUUAUCUCCCAGUCCGGGCAAGAUGACAAGCCGGCGGUGGAAAAAAAACUUUCUACUUUGUAUUACACAGCAGUAUUUAUUGCUAACGUUAACCAGCUUUUGUGACACCGUUGAGGCAUCUCCAAAAGGAACCGAAGCAGACCUUUCAGAGCCAUUGAGGCAGCCAACUUCAUUAAACCAACGGGACCAUUAUGAGACUUUUGUCCCGUCUCUACUUGAAGGAGGGCAGCAGAAACCAAUCAACAACCUGCAUUUGAGGAGCUAUCCUGCAGUUGUGAAGUUAUUGAUUGAAGCUGAGGAUGAACAGCUGGUCCUAGCUCUAGAGAAAAACAAAGGGCUUUUUGCUAGCCACUACACAGAAACACACUACCUGGAUGACGGACGCGCUGUCACUGUCACUCGGAAUUCCACGGAUCACUGCUACUACCAUGGGAAGGUACAAGGGCACAAACGUUCCGAAGUUAGUCUCAGUACUUGCUCUGGUCUCAGGGGCUUCAUCUCACUUGAAAAUAAAACCUAUGUCAUGGAGCCAGCCAAAGAUGCCACAAAUGGUACUCACUUCAUUUACAGAGCGGAGAAUCUCAACAGUCCUCCUGGCACUUGUGGUCACGGUUUCAACAUAUCAGGCAUCACUUUGGACAGCACUGCCAAGUCCUUUGAUGCGUUCAACAUGAGGCACAAAAGGGACACUCAAAGGACGAUCAAAUAUGUGGAACUAAUUAUCGUAGCGGAUAACAGAGAGUUUCAGAGGCAAGGAAAAGAUGUUGAAAAGGUUAAACAGCGGCUGAUCGAGGUUGCUAAUUAUGUCGAUAAGUUUUACAGACCGCUGAAUAUUCGAGUGGCCCUUGUAGGGCUGGAAGUUUGGAGUGACACAGACAAGUGCUCCAUUACCCAGGACCCCUUCACCACGCUGCACGAGUUCUUGGAUUGGAGGAAGCUCAAGCUGCUGCCCCAGAAGCCACACGACAAUGCCCAGCUUGUGAGCGGAGUGUAUUUUCAGGGGACCACCAUUGGCAUGGCUCCUAUAAUGAGCAUGUGUACCGCAGAACAAUCUGGAGGAAUUGUUAUGGACCAUUCGGAGAACUCCCUGGGUGCAGCAGUGACUCUGGCUCACGAGCUAGGGCACAACUUCGGAAUGAACCACGACACACCUGAGAGGGGCUGCAACUGCCGGGUCUCUCCAGACAAGGGGGGCUGCAUCAUGACUCCAUCCACGGGGUACCCCUUCCCCACAGUGUUUAGCAGUUGCAGUAAGAAGGACCUGGAUGUGAGUCUGGAGAAGGGAGUGGGGAUGUGCCUGUUCAACACGCCCGAGGUCAAGGUGCUUUAUGGAGGACAGAAGUGUGGGAAUGGCUACGUGGAGGAGGCAGAGGAGUGCGACUGUGGAGAUCUAGAAGAAUGUACGAACCCUUGCUGUAACGCCACUACCUGCACUCUGAAGGAUGGUGCUGUUUGCGCACAUGGACAGUGCUGUGAAGGCUGCAAGCUGAAACCAGCAGGUACCCCGUGCAGGGAUUCCAGUAACGCAUGUGACCUGCCGGAGUUCUGCACAGGAGAAGGCCCUCACUGCCCUGCAAACGUGUACCUGCAUGACGGGCACUCCUGUCUGAAGGUGGAAGGGUACUGUUACAAUGGGAUCUGUCAGACCCAUGAGCAGCAGUGCAUCACCCUCUGGGGGCAGGGAGCCAAGCCUGCCCCAGGGAUUUGCUUUGAAAGGGUAAACUCAGCAGGUGACCCCUAUGGGAACUGUGGGAAGAACUCAAAGGGAUCCUUUGCAAAAUGUGAAAUCCGAGAUGCUAAAUGUGGGAAAAUUCAGUGUCAAGGAGGAGCCAACCGGCCUGUAAUUGGUACGAAUGCUGUUUCCAUAGAAACUAACAUUCCCUUACAAGAAGGUGGUCGGAUCCUGUGUCGUGGCACGCAUGUUUACCUUGGGGAUGACAUGCCUGAUCCUGGCCUUGUACUGACAGGCACCAAGUGUGGAGAUGGCAUGAUGUGCCUGAAUCGCCAGUGUAAGAAUGUCAGUGUAUUUGGGGUUCAUGAGUGUGCUGGAAAAUGUAAUGGCCGUGGGGUGUGUAACAAUAACAAGCACUGCCACUGUGAAGCCGACUGGUCUCCUCCGCACUGUGAAAUUCCAGGGUUUGGUGGCAGCCUGGACAGUGGACCCAUGAGACUUGCAGACAACACCAGUUUAACCAUAGGGAUACUGGUAACUCUUAUAAGUCUAAUUAUUGUUGGAUUCAUCAUCUGCUUUAAGAAGAAGACUUUAAUCAGGCUGCUAUUUACAAAUAAGAAGACAACGAUAGAGAAAUUAAGGUCUGUGGGUCCAACAAGGCCAUCGAGUCCAAACCAAACAAACCUGGCCUACAGCACCUCUCCAUCCGGGAGACUGCCAGCUAAGCCGCACAAUUCAAGUAUAUAUAAGGAACGUCGGAUGAGUAGUACAGAGAGCCUUACGGAUCAACGGGAGGGUGGUGGAAUGCGGUGUCGUACUCCUUCGACGGGUCGUCAUGGCUCGGCCAGGCCAGUCGAUUGA